This is a messenger RNA of Triplophysa rosa, 4275 nucleotides long. RefSeq names its product period circadian protein homolog 2-like. Gene Ontology annotation, molecular function: transcription corepressor binding; transcription cis-regulatory region binding. NCBI's taxonomy places the organism in Eukaryota, Metazoa, Chordata, Actinopteri, Cypriniformes, Nemacheilidae. The coding region runs from base 21 to 3131 and encodes 1036 amino acids. Gene Ontology annotation, biological process: circadian regulation of gene expression; entrainment of circadian clock by photoperiod; negative regulation of transcription by RNA polymerase II. The record is from RefSeq and is a predicted model, not a curated record. The transcript has 17 exons. Gene Ontology annotation, cellular component: cytoplasm; nucleus.
AGUCAUCAUCUACUGAUCUCAUGCAGGAGAAAUCUUUCUUCUGUCGCAUCAGCGGUGGUAAAGAGAAGGAAGGAGAUCUCCAGUACUAUCCCUUCAGGAUGACUCCGUAUCUGAUGAAGGUCCAGGACGCUGAGCUCUCUGAGGAACAUUUCUGUUGUCUCAUACUAGCGGAGAGAGUUCACUCUGGAUAUGAAGCACCAAGAAUACCACCUGAUAAGAGGAUCUUCACCACAACACAUACACCCAACUGUGUCUUUCAGGAUGUCGAUGAGAGGGCAGUGCCUCUGUUAGGAUACCUGCCCCAGGACCUGAUUGGGACACCUUUUCUGCUACACCUCCACCCCAGUGACAGACCUCUCAUGUUGGCAGUGCACCGGAAAAUUCUGCAGUAUGUUGUUCAGCCAUUCGAUCACUCCUCCAUCCGAUUCUGUGUGAGGAAUGGUGAAUACAUCACUUUAGAUAGCAGCUGGUGUAGCUUCGUGAACCCCUGGAGCCGCAAAGUGUCCUUUGUUAUGGGAUGGCACAAAGUCUGCAUGGGGCCGAUGAACGAGGAUGUGUUUUCAGCACCUGCAUUCACAGAUGACAAGAUCAUGGAUUCAGAUAUACAUGAGAUCACUGAAAAGAUUCACAGACUACUUCUACAGCCGGUCCACAGCGUGGGCUCCAGUGGUUAUGGUAGUCACGGCAGCAAUGGUUCCCAUGAGCACCUGCUUAGCAUUGCGUCCUCUAGUGACAGUAAUGGAAAUAGCAACGGUGCUAACAGUGGAAACAGGAGUAUUGAAAAUGCCGGAAAAGAGGAAGAGAUGAAGAUCAAACCGAGGUCAUUUCAGGAGAUUUGUAAAGGGGUUCAUCUGAUGAAAGCACAGGACCAGCAGGACUCUAAAGCAGAACAGAAAAAGACCUCAGACAGAGGGUUCAAGUGUUCUGUUGUAAAGCAGAAAGACUCAGCACUCAGAGAUGGACCCGCUGCAAUGGAGGAACUACAGGACCGCUCGGUGUACUCAUACCAGCAGAUAAGCUGCCUGGACAGCGUCAUCAGAUAUUUGGAGAGCUGUAACGUCCCAAAUACAGUGAAGCGGAAGUACCAGUUCUCCUCAAACAGCACCUCCUCAAACUCAGACGAGGACAGGAAUGCCUCCGAGGCCAGUCUGCAGCAAACCGAGGGUCCACAAAUUAUGGAGAUGCCAUCCUCUAUGUCUAUGAAGACAAAUGACAAGCCUAAAUCAGGUCCCGCCCCAGUUGUGGGAGGGCCUUUAUCACCGUUGGACCUGCCCACCAAAGCGGACAGUGUCGUGUCUCAAUGUUCCUACAGCAGCACAAUUGUGCAUGUGGGGGACAAGAAAACCCGACCAGGAUCAGAGAUCAUUGAAGAUGCGGCAGAAAGCCCUGCCCUCCCCGCACCUGUCAGCGUGGUUUCCCCGCCCACAGUGGAGCAGGAGGCCUAUAGGAAACUGGGCCUCACAAAGCAAAUGCUGACAGCACAUACGCAGAAAGAAGAGCAGGCGUUCCUCAGCCGCUGCAGGGAGCUCCGUCACACUCAGUCUGUCUGGAGAGAUUGUCCACCGAGCAUGCAGAGAAACAGAGCACAAGGAGCUCGUGGGUCCAAAGCGGUACCUGGUGCGCCUGGUACAGAGCCCAUCACCAAGAAGAGCUGGCGCACCAAAAAGUCAAAGAAGGCACGCACGAAACAUCCUGACUCGUUGGAUAACGCUGCAUCUCAGCACAGACCUCUCCCACCCCUGCAGGGUUUGAACCAAACAUCCUGGUCCCCCUCAGAGACCUCACAGUCUGGACUCUCAGUCCCCUUUCCCACCGUGGUUCCAGGGUAUCCCUUGUAUCCCAUAGUCCCAUCCGCCGCCCUGCCUCAAGCUCCAACGGGAAUAACCGAGUCCCAGGGCGCUCAGGCCACGCCCACUGCACCUGCCUACCUUCCUCCAUUGGUCACGCCAGUUGUGGCAUUCGUUGUGCCCAGUUUUGUGCUGCCACAGAUAGGUACAGCACCUCGCUCUCCAUUCUAUGCUGACAGUGCUGUCUUUCGACCUCAGCAGGCCUAUAAUACCCAGAAUCCCUUUCAGCCCCAGCAGGCCUACAAUACACAGCAGUCGUUGCAACCGCAACCAGUCUACUCCACCCAACAAAUAUUGCAACCCCAGCCAGCCUAUUCCACCCCGCAGCACAUCCAAAAUCCUCAAGAGUGUAGCGAACAUCAGCCCAACACUGGCUUCGCUCCACAGCACCCGUUUACACCACAAACACCUUUCCUGUACGGAAUGACAUCGGGCCCCAAACCGCCCGUUGCAGAGUCUGCAGAGUGCCCGUCCCCUCAGUCUCCCCCGCUGUUCGAGUCCCGCUGUAGUUCUCCGUUGCAGCUGGACCUGCUUCAGAUGGAAGAAAAGCAGGACUGUCACAGCACAGCGCCCUCAUCCUCCGCUCAGGGGAACUGCAGAUCGGCAGCGGAAAAAAAUAACACAUCGGUCAGUAGCACCACUGCUGCACCGGAUGACUUACAGCAGGCGUGUUGCUCAGGUGACCACUCGUCAUCCAGCAGCGUGCUGGAACUGUUGUUGCAGGAAGACUCUCAUUCCGGCACUGGCUCGGCCACAUCAGCAUCUACGGGAUUCACAUCCAAUGACUGCAACAUGUCCAACAGUGGCACAGGAAGCAACGCAAGCAAGUAUUUUGGCAGCGCGGACUCCUCAGAGAACAAUCAGAAGAGCGACGAGACACAGAAGGACCACGAGGAGAAUUUGGCUAAAUAUGUUCUUCAAGAGCCUGUAUGGAGGCUUAUGAAUGAGGCUGAUGACUGUGUCAUGAUGACAUAUCAGGUGCCGUCAAGCAGGGACAUGGAAAAGGUUCUGGGAGAAGAUCGAGAGCAUCUAAGGCGUAUGCAAAAGAAUCAGCCGCGUUUCUCUUCAGAACAGCGUAGAGAACUGAUCGAUCAACACCCCUGGAUGAGGAGAGGAGGAUUACCCAAUGCCAUCAACAUCAAGGACUGCAUGUACUGUGAGGAUGAUGCCUCUGCACCGCUAGAAGAGGACCUGUCUGACAUGGAGUUGAGCAUUUUGGGAGAAAUGGGACACAAGAGAGCAGGGUCUCCAUCACAGGAGGAGACAGAACAGCCCAGUGGAUAAACUAUGUGAUGACAAUCUAUUAACGUUGUCCUGUAUUAGCCAGCAGAGGGCUGACGAAUGUGUACGCACACACAUACAGAGUACAUGGUCUUUUUUUAUUUGGGCUUAGGUGUGCACAAAUAUCCUUUGUUACUUGCUAAUGAUGAUAAAAGUGUUUAUGUGUGUAUGUGUAAAAAUGCAACAGGUAGCUGGCUGAUUGCCCAAAGAUGUUCAGAUUUACAGGCUCUGAUUGGUCGAAACUGCUGACCGUCUGACCACACUCUAAAUCUUUAAUAUGUAGCUCCACAUGCAUUUGUCUCUUUGGAAUGAUCUCUGUGUUUACAUCAGAAGUUUGUUUGUGUUAAUGUAACGUUACUUUCAGUACGGUGUGGAGAAUUUGGCGUAGUAGAAAAAACGUAAUGCAAAUCCAAAACCAGGUAAAGAAACCACUGUACUGUGAGUUUGGGGACCAUUUGAGGCGAAUGAUGCACUGCCAACAAUGACCGGUCCAUUCUUGUCUUCUUGCCAGGACAUGCACAGGGUAUAUUUGUUUGGAGGUUUUCUGGGACGUGGAAUCAUGGGAAUGAAUGUUUUUAAGAUUCAUCUUUUGUCUCUAGGUUAUUCAGCUGUUUUAAUCAUCUUUCAGUGAUGUCAUUGGUAUGUGUGCUCUGAACAUUUUGGAACCGGCCCUCUGUUUCAGAAUCCUCAAACCAAAGUACAGAUCUUUUGGCAGUCUGCCUCAUGUCAUUUUUGUCACAAAUUUUUUAACAGUGUUACCGAAAGUCCCAAGGCUGCAACGCGCAAAUGGAUAAAAUGUGUUUGCACUUUUUAACAGCAGGUCCACAAGGUGGCAACAAUUUCACGCCAAGCAGACUUUGAAAAGCUUGAGGACCUGAGCAUGUUUGGGAUGAAUGACAGUAUGACAUUGAAGAGAAGCCAUAUAAGGGGAUCAUAAGGUUCGAUCAUUCAGAUCAGUUUAUUCACAUUGAGAUAUCUUCAUUUUCUUUUAUUUCUUUAAGCUUAUCUUGAUAUUCUUCAUGGUCAUGUCACUCUUAUUCAGAUUUGUUUACAUUUUCUUUUUAUAUAUAUAUAUUUAAAUGUAGGAAACAAACUUGUUACACAUUAUUCCUACCUUAUAAUAAAAAGAGAUUUAUCCAGUUCCAAA